This is a messenger RNA of Ctenopharyngodon idella (grass carp), 2312 nucleotides long. RefSeq lists its product as uncharacterized. The coding region runs from base 74 to 871 and encodes 265 amino acids. The record is from RefSeq and is a predicted model, not a curated record. The transcript is spliced from 6 exons. NCBI's taxonomy places the organism in Eukaryota, Metazoa, Chordata, Actinopteri, Cypriniformes, Xenocyprididae.
CAACAACCCUUCCUUAUUUGAGCAGACAUAAAAGGAAAAUGAAACCUUGUGUUCGUUCUUGUUCCGUCCCAAGAUGCAUCUUCAAGUGUCCAUUGUUCUUCUUUUCAUUCUUCUCACUGGAGGAUUCUCUCUGAACUGUUAUGAAUGCCAGAAUCAACAACAAGCUCAUUAUUGUUCAAAGACGACAUGUUCCAGUGCCAACUGCAGGAGUACAAAAGCAGUAGAAUACUUUGGACCCUAUAGAGAAGAGGCAGAUAACAGACAACGGGAACGGAACAGGAUCCCGAGCCGGAUUAAGUACAAACACGCUGCAUGCCCCGGCAACGGCAUAACGGAGGAAACCAUAUCUUAUGGGUGUGCUAUGCCACGUGAAUGUAAAAGCUGGUCUCUUGGCACAGGCUGCUGGAUAAGAGAACAUAGUUCCAAAUGCUGCGACACCAACCUUUGCAAUCGACAAGCUUCAGGUUCGUUCUCUCAUAUCCCCAAUGGGAAGAGAUGUUUCACUUGUGAUGAAGAGGACUGCUCAAAAACAAUCAGUUGUUGGGGGAAUGAAGACUACUGCUUUACUGCAUAUGAACCUUCUUCACAUCAGUCAGUGGCUACAAAAGGAUGUGCAUCGAAAUCUGCCUGUGAUCAGGAGCCUGGAAAGAUUUUAGGAUUUCAUGGGAACAUCACAUGCUGUGAGGGGAACCUGUGUAACGGUGCUACUCAGAUCUCCACAUAUAACAGUGCUCAGAGUGUCACCCAGAUCUCCACAUAUAACAGUGCUCAGAGUGUCACCCAGAGCUCCAAAUAUAACGGUGCUCAGAGUGUCACCCAGAGCUUCCUGUUCCUCUGCUGUUCUCUGCUCUCCUACCUCCUGCUGCACUGAAUCUAGCAGCAAGGACCCGCAUCAGGAGCAAUUUGAUAAAUUACAGUGCAUUAUAAAGAAAGCUUGUAUUGUCUGACAUCAUUUGCUUAUCUUUAAAGUCAUGAAGUAAGAAAUGUGUAUUGAAGUGUAUUGAAAUAAUAAAAAAACACAAAUUAUUCUUUAAAUUAUUAUUUUAUUAUACACAGCAAAAUCCCCAGAGUUUAAUUAACUCUGCUCAGAGUACAUAUGCUCCCUCUCUAAAUAGUGUUAAAGUAACACUGAAGCAGAGUUAAAGUUAAUGACAUAAUUAAGCAAUUAAUUAAGUGAUGAUUGAGCAUUAGUGAUGAACACCUGCUGUUAACAAGCAGAAUCACUGAAGAAAAGAGAAACACAAGAACUACAACUGACUUCAGCCAAAUCCUUAGAUGAAAUCAACUGAAAAGACAUUAAAUCUCUCAAGAUCUGAUUAAACAACUCCACAAACAGCUUUUCUAGCUUUACCUAUUAUUAACCAGAUUGACUGUCAUAUUUCUACAGAAGUUUUUAUUGAGAAUUAACAGAGGUUUAGAUGUUGAUGUUUUAUUGGCCAAAAAAUGAUGCCACUAUCAUGGGGGUCAGUGUUUGCUUUAGUUGGGCUCUUGACACUUUUAUGUUUUUAAAAUAAUUUGCUUUUAAGCAAGUGUGGUCUUGUUUCACAGUAAACACUUGCGCAUUGCUGAAUCAAAAGAUUGAAGAAGCAGAUCAGCCUUAAAAAAGCCAUUAGAAAUAAACAUUACAAAGAGGUCUCUCUCUUUUUCUUUAGUUUCUUGACUGAGGUUUGACUACUACAGAAAUGCAAAAAAAAAAAAAAAAAAAAAAAAAAAAAAUCCCAUUAAACAAGUGCCAUCAUAAUGCUUCACUGCUGCAAAUGAACAAUUAUUAGACAUGAACACAUCGUACAAUCCUCAACAGCGGUGACAAUAAUUAUUGAUACUGCAGUGCAUGAUGGGAAUUUUGUACUAUGGUGAUACCCAGCAUGCAUUGCAGCAUGAAGCGUUUUUUUUAUCACCGUUGUUGAGAUGCAUAUGCUGAUUCUUGAUGUCUGUGUGUAUCUAAAUAAUACAGUAGCUCAAUUUUUUAUGCACUACACGGUUUUAAAAUCAUUCAAGACAACUGUUUGCUGCAACACUUUCUUCUCAUGCUUUAGUUUCACAGGGUUGGUAAAAAAACAAAAUGUAUAAAUGACCAAAUAUAUGGCUAAUUGCUCUGGAUGCAAUCAGGCUUACAAUGACUACAACAUCAUAUAAAAGCAGCUAAUAUCUGCUCACUGCUCAACAUCAUAUGAAUUGCUGCAGAGAAAAAAUAGUUGUGACCGCAGUGGUUCAACCUUAAUGUUAUGAAGCGACAAGAAUAUUUUUUGUGUGCAAAAACAAUGGUUCAAAUUGUUGAAUAAAGACGUUAUUUUUGUUUUGUUUUUGUGCAC